Molecule: messenger RNA, 1377 nt
Organism: Exophiala oligosperma
Lineage: Eukaryota; Fungi; Ascomycota; Eurotiomycetes; Chaetothyriales; Herpotrichiellaceae
Exons: 1
Coding region: 135-1211 (358 amino acids)
Biological process (GO): glycine biosynthetic process; L-threonine catabolic process
Cellular component (GO): cytosol
Molecular function (GO): L-allo-threonine aldolase activity
Source: RefSeq, a predicted model, not a curated record
CCCGCCGAAAGGUAACAAUAUUCCGCGGAAUACUUUACUGUGAUCUAGCCCACCGGCCUGAUUCCCAAUACUUACUUUCAACACUUCCUGAGAGAGCCCAGUAUCUCAAAGGCUACUUACAUUUUUGAUAUAAGAUGCCCAGAUAUGGUUUUCUUGACGACUACAGUGAAGGGGUGCACCCUACUGUCAUCGAAGCAUUAAGUCGGACCAAUUUGUCUCAACAGAAGGCAUAUUCGAACGACGAGUUCUGUGAAGAUGCGAGAAGAUUGAUUCGAGACAAGAUCAACGCUCCUGAAGCAACGAUUCACCUUGUGCCCAGUGGCACAGCAGCGAACCUUAUAUCGAUAGCAAGCUACUUGCGGCCGUAUGAGGCAAUCAUUGCAGCACCGUCUGGACACAUUGCCACAAAAGAAUCUGGUGCUAUAGAGUCCACUGGUCACAAGAUUAUCAUCACAGAGCCGACUGCAGACGGAAAAUUGACCCCAGAGAAGGUUGGGACAGCGUUCAAUCAAAAUUCCUUGUUUGCACACCAGGCAAAGCCCAGAAUGGUAUACAUCUCGAACGCGACCGAGAUGGGGACGGUGUACACCAGGAGCGAGCUCGCAGCUCUCAGCACAGCCUGCAGGAGUCUCGACCUUCUUCUUCUCAUGGACGGUGCUCGCCUCGGUGCUGCACUGACAUGCCCCAAGAACGACAUGUCCCUGGAUGACAUUUACAACCUUACAGAUGUCUUCUGGAUCGGAGGGACAAAGAAUGGGGCACUUUUGGGCGAGGCGGUGGUGAUCAAAGAUCAGAGUCUCGGGCAGUCAUUCCCUUACCACAUGAAACAGCGAGGGGCACUUCUGGCCAAAGGGCGGAUCUUGGGCAUUCAGUUCGUCACGCUUUUCAACGAUGAUCUCUUUUUCCGCCUUGCGCGUCACGCCAACGACACUGCGGCCAAGAUUUCCACCUCCCUGGUGAGUCUGGGGUUCAAAUUAUGGGCGCAGACCGAAACCAACCAAGUCUUCCCUGUUUUGCCGCCGGCGCUUGUUCGGGAAUUACAGAAAAACUUUGAUUUCCAUAUCUGGGAGCAUCUACAAGAUGGGUCUCUCGUUAUCCGGCUCGUCACUGGGUGGGCAACAGAAAUGGAGGCAGUGGAGAGAUUCUGUGCUCUGGCCUAUGCGUGGACGAAAAGAUCCAGAGAAGGUUACACAACAAUGGAGAAGCUUUAAAGGGUGACAGUCAAGUCGUGUCCUUCACCCCGGUCAGUGCCCGGUCGUGCUGGUGCAGAUACCCACUGACCUUAUAGGUCGUAGCAGCGAUAAAAGAGUAUAGCGUCCAAACAACUCCGAUCUAUGUGAUCCUACGAGUAUAACUUGACAAAUGCAUUCCGAUAAG